Ascochyta rabiei is the source of this 1089-nucleotide messenger RNA. RefSeq names its product NADP-retinol dehydrogenase. The coding region runs from base 1 to 1089 and encodes 362 amino acids. The record is from RefSeq and is a predicted model, not a curated record. NCBI's taxonomy places the organism in Eukaryota, Fungi, Ascomycota, Dothideomycetes, Pleosporales, Didymellaceae. The transcript is spliced from 2 exons.
AUGUCAACAUCUUCACUCAUACGCAAUUCACAAAAAUUACCGUCCACCAUAGUCAGCAAAACGCACACAGUCGCCGAGUUCAUACAUUCCGUCUCACUCCUCGGAUCCGGCUUCGUACUACCAGAGAUAAUAGACACAGUCGCAAGCUUCGGCAUGGGUGUUGACUUCAAUCCCGCGAAAGACAUUGGCAGUCUGGAGGGCAAAGUCAUACUCGUGACUGGAGGCAAUGCCGGUUUGGGCAAGCAAACGGUCACCUAUCUCGCCGCCCACAAGCCCGCACGCAUCUACCUCGCCGCACGCACCGCCUCGAAAGCCUCGUCCGCGAUAGCAGGCAUCAAGUCUUCAGUACCCAAUGCCUGCGAGAUUGUCCACCUGCCGCUGGACUUGACCUCAUUUGCCUCCAUCGCUGAAGCAGCAGCGACAUUCCACCGCGCAGAAACGCGUCUCGAUAUCCUCAUCAACAACGCGGGCAUUAUGGCCUGUCCUUACUCCACCACCAAGGAAGGCUACGAGAUCCAGUUUGGGACGAAUCACAUGGGUCACGCGCUGCUUACAAAGUUGCUUCUUCCCACUCUACUCAGGACUGCAGAGAUGCCGGGCGGUGACGUGAGAAUUGUCACGCUGAGCAGUGCGGGACACGCCAUCGGUGUUCCCGGAGGAUUGAUCCUCGACCAGCAAGCGCUGGAGCAACAGGGCACCUGGAAACGGUAUGGGCAGUCUAAGCUCUGCAACUUAUUAUUCGCACGCGAGGUAGCGCAACGGUACCCGCAGAUUACGUCCGUCUCUAUCCACCCUGGUGUCAUUUUCACAGACCUGUUCCAGUCCCUGCGCGCAAAUGUCUUCCUCAAAGCUGGCCUGUGGAUCUAUGGCCUAUUGUUUUUCGUCCUCCCAGGGCAUUUCAAGAGCCCAGAGGGUGGCGCGCUCAAUCAAACGUGGGCGGCGACGGCAAAGAAAGAAAAUCUGGUCAAUGGUGCGUAUUACAAGCCUGUUGGCGUGAAGAAUAGCGGAAAUAAGGCAGCGAGGGACGAAGGGCUACAGAAGAAGCUUUGGGAGUAUACAGAGGCGGAGCUGGGGAGACAUGGGUACUGA